CACAUCUGCACUGACGUCAUCUCCACCACGAAAAGCUGCCAAUUCGGAACUAUACCCGGUUUCAGACCGGCUGAAUUGUAGUGUAAACCAACUUUUGCUGUGUUGCAUGCCCUUUUUUCACCUUUCUCACAAGGUGUUACUUCGCCGAAUACUCUCUGAAGUCUUGAAUUCACUCUGAACCCUUUCAAGCUACCCCAUACUCCACUCUACUUUAUAAGGACGACAGAUAUGCAGAAAAUAGAGCCUUCCUGUGGAGCAAGUCCAAGAUUUUGAAGGCUGAAUAACUAUUUUUUUGUUAGACACUGUGAGAUCUAGGGAUACUUUUUCCUGUGUUUUGGUCUGAGGGGAAGAAGCAUACUCCCGUGUGUGCACCUAUUUCUCAGGAUGGCAAAACCCCGAAGGAUAUGAAAAGGGAACAGGGGCUUGUGUGCGGAACUUCAGAGCAGAAAAAGUCUUUUGUCUUCAGGUUACCCAGCACAGUUGGAAUGGAAGUGACAAUGAAGAUGAGCAUGGAAUGCAGAUGGAUUGGUCAAGUCGACAAGUUCGCAGUGUAGAUCUUUUUUCCUUCCAGUUUCACCCGAGGGGACUUGUGGGGGCCUGAUGGAUUACAGUGGUGCCUACGAGUUCCUGAGAUGAAUCCAGAGGCUAAAUACACCACCACCACCACCACCACCACCACCACCAGCACUAGCACCAGCGGCAGCGGCCAGAUCUGGAAGCAUCUGCUCUGGGGAGGAAUCUGAGAAGCUCACCGGACACCAGACAUCCAUCACAGUGACAAUUCAGGGGAGAUCCACCAUGGACUUGUUAUGGCGUGGCAUUAGAGCGAGCCUGUGCUUCUUCUGAACCGCACUGUGUAGCACCCACUCACCUCUCUUCCACCCACCAUCCCCCUCCCAUGUCCCAUCUGUCUCUGAAUCAUGGAGAUUUUGUGGAAGACGUUGACAUGGACUCUGAGCCUGGUGGUCAUGGCUGCUACAGAAUCUCCGACCUCCCAGACGCUUUCCCACAGCUCUCAAGAGGAGUUCCUGUCCUUCCUGGACCACUACCAGCUGACGGUGCCCGUGCGGGUGGAUGAGAACGGGGACUUCCUCAGCUACACCCUGAAGCACCGCCGACCGGGCCGACGCCGACGGGGUGCCCCCCACCCGCCCGUGGGGAGCCUGGGCCCGGGCCACACAGAGCCCACGGAGCAUGCUCCAGAGACCCGGCUCUUCUACAGACUGUCGGCCUACGGAAAGCACUUUUACCUGAACCUCACCCUGAACCCUCAUCUGGUGUCCAAACACUUCACGGUGGAGUACUGGGGGAGAGGGGGCCUGGAGUGGAGGCACGACCUGAUGGAUAGCUGCCACUACGUGGGCUUCCUCCAGAACCAGAACGGCACUACCCGGGUGGCGCUUAGCAACUGCAAAGGGCUGCAUGGCGUAAUCACAACAGAAGACGAGCAGUAUGUAAUAGAGCCAUUGAAGAACGCGUCCUCCAACGCCUCCAGAGAGUGGAUCCUGGACCAGGCACAGCAACACGUUAUUUAUAAAAUGUCUGCCCUCUCCACACCGCAAGAGCACAGCCAGGAGUUCAGCUGUGGCAUUUCAGACCCCGUGAAGUGCAGUACACCCUGCUCCAAAAGCGCCCCGUCGUCUCCUGCCCUUCAAAAUAACAGCGCGGAUGGGAACUCCACCAGCAGACACCGUCGCUCAGUCAGCUCCGAGCGCUUCGUUGAGACCCUCGUGGUGGCGGAUAAGAUGAUGGUCGGCUACCACGGCCGCAAGGACAUCGAGCACUAUAUCCUGUCCGUAAUGAAUAUUGUUGCCAAACUUUAUCGUGAUGCCAGUCUAGGGAAUGUUGUGAACAUUAUCGUGACCAGACUAAUAGUUCUCACAGAAGACCAGCCUAACCUGGAGAUCAACCACCAUGCCGAUAAGUCCUUGGACAGCUUCUGCAAGUGGCAAAAGUCCAUCCUCUCUCACCAUGGAGAUGGAAACAGCAUUCCGGAACACGGAAUGGCCCAUCAUGACAACGCUGUGCUUAUCACUCGGUAUGACAUUUGCACCUACAAGAACAAGCCCUGUGGAACUCUGGGACUUGCCUCGGUAGCGGGGAUGUGUGAGCCAGAGCGAAGUUGCAGCAUCAACGAGGACAUUGGCCUUGGGUCGGCGUUCACCAUCGCACACGAGAUCGGUCACAACUUCGGGAUGAACCAUGAUGGUAUCGGGAACUCGUGUGGCACCAAAGGCCAUGAGACGGCUAAGCUGAUGGCGGCUCACAUUACCGCCAACACCAACCCCUUCUCCUGGUCGGCCUGCAGCAAGAAUUACAUCACCAGCUUCCUUGACUCAGGUCGGGGGACGUGUCUGGACAAUGAACCUCUGAAACGAGACUUCCUGUACCCAACAGUGGCCCCCGGGCAGGUGUACGACGCAGACGAGCAGUGUCGCUUCCAGUACGGAUCGUCCUCCCGCCAGUGCAAGUACGGGGAAGUGUGCAGAGAGCUCUGGUGCCUUAGCAAGAGCAACCGCUGUGUCACCAACAGUAUCCCCGCUGCCGAGGGGACCCUCUGCCAGACCGGCAGCAUCGAGAAGGGGUGGUGCUUCCAGGGGGAGUGUGUGGGGUUCGGCACCUGGCCCCAGAGCGUGGACGGAGGCUGGGGCCCCUGGUCCACGUGGGGGGAGUGCAGUCGGACCUGUGGUGGGGGCGUAUCGUCCUCCAUGAGGCACUGUGACAGCCCAGCCCCCUCUGGAGGAGGAAAGUAUUGUCUUGGAGAGAGAAAGCGCUACAGAUCCUGUAACACAGACACCUGUCUGGCGGGAUCCCGAGAUUUCCGGGAGAAGCAGUGCGCUGACUUUGACAGCAUGUCCUUUCGUGGGAAGUAUUACAACUGGAAGCCCUACACUGGAGGCGGCGUGAAGCCCUGUGCACUCAACUGUCUGGCGGAGGGCUACAACUUCUACACCGAGCGCUCCCCGGCCGUCAUAGACGGGACCCGUUGCCAGGCCGACUCCCUGGACAUCUGCAUCAACGGGGAAUGCAAGCAUGUGGGCUGUGACAACAUCCUGGGCUCGGACGCCAAGGAGGACCGCUGCCGUGUGUGUGGAGCAGACGGCAGCACAUGUGAAGCCACUGAGGGCCUGUUCAACGAUUCCCUACCGCGAGGAGGCUACAUGGAGGUGGUUCAGAUACCAAAGGGCUCGGUCCACAUCGAAAUCAAAGAGGUCGGCAUGUCCAAGAACUACAUCGCGCUGAAAUCGGAGGGAGAUGACUACUACAUCAACGGGGCUUGGACCAUAGACUGGCCCCGGAAGUUCGACAUCGCCGGCACCUCCUUCCACUACCGACGGCCCUCCGACGAACCCGAGUCCCUCGAGGCGCUGGGGGCCACCACCGAGGUCCUGGUUGUCAUGGUGCUGCUCCAGGAGCAGAACCAGGGCAUCCGCUACAAGUUCAACGUGCCCAUCCAGCGUACGGGGAGCGGGGACAACGAGGUGGGCUUCACCUGGUACCACCAGCCCUGGGCCGACUGCUCGGCAACCUGCGCCGGAGGCUCCCAGAAGCAGGAGAUAGUGUGCAAGCGGCUGGACGAUAACUCGGUGGUGCAGAACAGCUACUGUGACCUGGAGGGGAGGCCCUCGGAGAACCAGAGGGCCUGCAACACAGAGCCCUGCCCCCCCGAGUGGUUCAUCGGGGACUGGUCCGAGUGCGGGAAGACGUGUGACGGGGGCGUGAGGACCAGGACCGUGCUGUGCAUCCGGCGGAUCCAACCCGCCGAGGAGGAGACGGUGGAGGACAGCCACUGCCUCACCCACAGGCCCAUCGAGAGGGAGCCCUGCAACAACCAGUCCUGCCCGCCGCAGUGGGUCACCCUGGACUGGUCCGAGUGCAUUCCUAAAUGCGGGCUGGGCUUAAAGCACCGCAUCGUCCUGUGCAAGAGCAGCGACCAGACCAAGGCCUUCCCGCCCGCACACUGCCCCGGCCACGCCAAGCCCCCCGUCAGGAUCCGCUGCAGCCUGGGCCGCUGCCCGCCCCCCAGAUGGAUCCCCGGCGAAUGGGGACAGUGUUCGGCCCAGUGCGGCCUGGGCCAGCAGAUGAGGACCGUCCAGUGUCUGUCCUACACGGGGCAGAUGUCUGCCGACUGCUCCGACUCCCUCCGGCCCACCACCAUGCAGCAGUGUGAGAGCAAGUGUGACGCCGCCACGCCCAUCCUCAUCGGCGACGAAUGCAAGGAUGUCAACAAGGUGGCGUACUGUCCACUGGUGCUGAAGUUUAAGUUCUGCAGCCGGGCCUACUUCAGACAGAUGUGCUGCAAGACCUGUCAAGGGCACUGAGGAGGGACGGACGGACAGACGGAAAAGCCACAGAGGACAAAAACUAAGAUGGAGGACAGGCGGGGGUAAGCAAUGGGAGGAAGACUAAAAGAGCAGACUGGCAUUUAGAGAGUGCGAGAGACAGGGAAAUGUACACUGUGGGGAGAGGGAGAGAGAGUACAGAUUGAC
Gadus morhua (Atlantic cod) is the source of this 4490-nucleotide messenger RNA. It is a transcript of the gene adamts6, whose product is annotated as ADAM metallopeptidase with thrombospondin type 1 motif, 6. Gene Ontology annotation, cellular component: extracellular matrix. Lineage: Eukaryota; Metazoa; Chordata; Actinopteri; Gadiformes; Gadidae. The coding region runs from base 921 to 4322 and encodes 1133 amino acids. Gene Ontology annotation, molecular function: metalloendopeptidase activity. The transcript has 25 exons. Gene Ontology annotation, biological process: extracellular matrix organization; proteolysis. The record is from RefSeq and is a predicted model, not a curated record.